Molecule: messenger RNA, 2668 nt
Organism: Microsporum canis CBS 113480
Lineage: Eukaryota; Fungi; Ascomycota; Eurotiomycetes; Onygenales; Arthrodermataceae
Product: nuclease domain-containing protein 1
Exons: 2
Coding region: 23-2668 (881 amino acids)
Biological process (GO): mRNA catabolic process; regulatory ncRNA-mediated gene silencing
Cellular component (GO): RISC complex; cytosol; nucleus
Molecular function (GO): RNA binding; nuclease activity
Source: RefSeq, a predicted model, not a curated record
UUCUCCCCCCGCACACGCCACAAUGCCUCUUUUGGAAGCCCGAGUUAAGAGCGUCUUGUCAGGGGACACGGUAGUGCUGGCUCAUGUCUCGAAUCCCGCCCAGGAACGCAUUCUGAGCUUGGCCUAUGUCUCUGCUCCGAGAUUGAAGAGAGAGGGAGACGAGCCGUUUGCCUUUCAAUCUCGAGAAUUUCUCCGUGAGCUUCUUGUUGGCAAGGUGGUACAGUUCCAGAUUCUGUAUGCUAUUCCAACUGGCGCCAAACGGGAAUAUGGAAUCGUCAAGAUCCCCGGUACCAAUGGCAAGGAGCUACCUGAGCUCUGUGUUUCCGAAGGCUGGGCAAAAGUUCGAGAAGAUGCGGGGAGAAGAGACGAAAACGAGGAUGCGGUGACACUGCUGAACAGUCUGAGGGAGCUCGAAUCUCGUGCCAAGUCGGAAUCGAAAGGCGUAUGGGCUGGGGACGAUAAUAUUGAUAUGGCAUAUGAGGUGAAGGACCCACAAGAGCUACUUGCAAGCUUGAAGGGAACUCCGAUUGAUUCAGUGGUGGAAAAGGUAUUGAGCGGUGACAGGUUCCUGAUCCGUCUGCUCAUCUCUCCGAAGAAACAUGUCCAGACGCUGGUUGUUGCAGCUGGUAUUCGCGCACCGGCUACCAAGCGAGUGAACCCGUCUGAUGGAUCAGAGCAACCCGGAGAGCCAUAUGGAGACCAGGCACAGAUGUUUGUUGAAAUGAGACUCUUGCAGAGAAAGGUAAAGGUUACGUUACUCGGACUCACUCCUCAGAACCAGCUUGUUGGUACCGUUCUACACCCUGUUGGAAAUAUCGCCAAGUUCCUUCUCGAGGCUGGCCUUGCGAGGUGUGCGGACCAUCACUCUACGCUACUGGGUGCUGAUAUGGCUACCUUUAGACAAGCAGAGAAGUCCGCCAAGGAUGCUCGCAAGGGGCUGUUUACAAGCCAUGUUGCUCCCAAAGCUGCUGCCGCCGCAGACACCGAUCUUGUGGUGAGCAGAAUAUUAAAUGCGGAUACUAUCUUCCUUAGAAACAAGGCUGGGGCUGAGAAGAAGAUAAGCCUGAGCAGUGUAAGGCAGCCUAAGCCAUCAGACCCCAAACAGGCACCAUUUGCAGCAGAUGCCAAGGAGUUCCUACGCAAGAAACUGAUUGGCAAGCAUGUCAAAGUCACUAUCAACGGGAAGAAACCAGCCUCAGAAGGGUUUGAGGAACGAGAAGUCGGUACUGUCUUGGUCGGAAACGCCAAUAUUGCGAUCAGCUUGGUAGAAGCCGGGUACGCUUCCGUCAUCCGUCACCGUAGGGAUGACGAUGACCGAUCUCCAGAUUAUGAUGCUCUUCUGCUUGCUGAAGAGAAGGCGCAGAAGGAGGAGAAGGGCAUGUGGUCACCCAAGGCUCCCAAGGCUAAGCAAUUCCAGGACUACUCCGAGAGCGUCCAAAAGGCCAAGAUGGAAUGCUCUGUUCUGCAGAGGCAGAAGAAGGUGUCUGGUGUCGUCGACUUUGUCAAGUCAGGGUCAAGGUUCACUGUCUUGAUACCACGAGACAAUGCUAAGCUCACCUUUGUCCUUUCUGGAAUCCGUGCUCCCAGAACGGCAAGGAAUGCCAAUGAGAAGUCCGAGCCCUUUGGGCAGGAAGCUCACGACUUUGCAAACCGUAGAUGCAUGCAGCGUGACGUUGAAAUUGACGUUGAGACCAUUGACAAGGUUGGUGGCUUCAUCGGCACUCUCUAUGUUAACAGGGAGAACUUUGCAAAGCUCCUGGUGGAGGAAGGCCUUGCGACGGUUCAUGCCUACUCCGCUGAACAGUCCGGCCAUGGAAUAGAACUGUUUGCCGCCGAGGCGAAGGCAAAGGAGGCUAGAAAGGGCCUAUGGCGAGACUGGGAUCCUAGCCAGGAUGCGGAGAACGAUGAAGAUGCUCCCGUCACCACCACCGGUGCUGGAGCUACCGCAGAGGCCCCAGCACGGGGAAGAGAUUACCGGGACGUGAUGCUCACACACGUCGACGAAGACGGCAAGCUUAAACUACAGCAGAUCGGCACCGGCACGACAGGCCUUACCGAUCUCAUGAACUCGUUCCGAGCGUUCCACAUAAACAAGGCCAAUGACAAGCCUCUCGACGGUCCUCCAAAGGCCGGAGAUCUGGUCGCAGCCCGAUUCACGGAAGAUAACGAAUGGUACCGUGCUAAGAUCCGGCGCAACGACCGUGAAGCCAAGGAGGCCGAUGUCGUGUAUAUCGACUACGGUAACUCGGAAAAACUCCCGUGGUCAAGACUGCGACCACUCGCACCCCAGUUCUCCCAGCAGAAGCUAAAGCCACAGGCCGUCGACGCGGUCAUGUCCUUCCUCCAGUUCCCUACUUCCCCGGAGUAUCUCAAGGACGCCAUACACUUCCUGGCUUCCCAGACGGUUGACCGGGAGCUAGUUGCCAAUGUCGACCAUAUCGCCGACGGCGUCCUCCACGUCACCUUGCUGGAUGCCUCUGCCUCCCAGAAUCUGGAACAGAGCAUCAACGCCGAAGUGGUGCGUGAGGGUCUGGCGAUGGUCCCGCGUAAAUUGAAGCCGUGGGAGCGCGCAUGCAACGAUACGCUAUCCAACCUUCGCAAGCUCGAGGAGGAAGCAAAGCAAGAGCGAAGAGGAAUGUGGGAGUACGGUGAUAUCACUGAGGAUUAA